This is a messenger RNA of Ziziphus jujuba (common jujube), 1922 nucleotides long. Its product is annotated as putative pentatricopeptide repeat-containing protein At3g05240. The record is from RefSeq and is a predicted model, not a curated record. The coding region runs from base 128 to 1822 and encodes 564 amino acids. Gene Ontology annotation, molecular function: RNA binding; protein binding. NCBI's taxonomy places the organism in Eukaryota, Viridiplantae, Streptophyta, Magnoliopsida, Rosales, Rhamnaceae. Gene Ontology annotation, biological process: RNA modification. The transcript has a single exon. Gene Ontology annotation, cellular component: intracellular membrane-bounded organelle.
UUGCCCUUUUUUUAGGCCAUUAUAAAGUAACCAUUUUUGGGUCUCUAAACCGCUCUUGUCAAAAAAUGACCCUUUAAAAGCCCAUCCAAUGUGGUGCUUUUGGAGUCUUUAAUCACCAAAACAGCUCAUGAAGAAACACUACUACACCAUCCUCCAUCUCUUGGAAACUUGCAAAUCCAUGGUCGAGUUGAAACAGCUACACUCUUUGAUGAUCACUUCAUCAAUUACAAAAAAUACAAUUCGAUUGAGUAGGCUCAUAGAUUUUUGUGCCAAUUCCAAGUCUGGAGACCUCCAGUACGCAAAGUCAGUCUUUUAUCAAAUUGAUGAACCCAGUGUGUAUAUUUGGAACUCCAUGAUCAAGGGUCACUCCAACGGUGACAAUCCUUUUGAAGCUCUGUUUGUCUACAGAGAAAUGUUGCAGAGGGGAUAUUCACCUGACCAUUUUACGUUCCCAUUUGUGCUCAAAGCAUGUUCGAUAAUCACAGAUCAUAGAUAUGGGAAAUCUGUUCACAGUUACAUUUUGAAAGCUGGGUUUGAGUUAAAUGUUUAUGUUUCUACUGCUUUACUCCAUAUGUACGUUUCUUGUGCAGACGUAGAGGCAGGGUUAAAAGUGUUCAAUCUUAUUCCUAAGUGGAAUGUGGUUGCUUGGGCUAGUUUGAUUGCCGGGUUUGUUAAUAACAAUAGGGCUAAGGAGGCUAUAAAGGUCUUCAAGGAUAUGGUACGCUGGAAAGUAGAACCCAAUGAGAUUGUCUUGGUGAAUGUUUUAGUUGCUUGUGCUCGAAGUAGAGAUAUAGAUACUGGAAAAUGGGUUCACAAUUAUCUUGCCCAAAUUGGGUUUGAUCCCUUCAUGCCAACUAAAAAUUUCAAUGUAAUUCUUGCCACUGCCAUAUUAGAUAUGUAUGCAAAAUGUGGUAGCUUUAAAACAGCAAGGGUUCUGUUUGAUAAAAUGCCUGAGAGAAACUUAGUUGCUUGGAAUUCCAUGAUUGGUGCUUAUAAUCAGUAUGGCCGGGCUGAGGAGGGGCUUCGUCUCUUCUUUGAUAUGCAGAGUGCUGGGUUUGAUCCAGAUCAAGCCACCUUUUUGGGUGUAAUAGGUGCCUGCACCCAUUUGGGGGCUUUGGCUUUGGGACAACGUCUUCAUGCUUAUAUAUUAAAAACCACCAUGGACAAAUAUAUUGCUAUUGGGACUGCUUUAGUAGACAUGUAUGCCAAAAUUGGAGAUGCAGAAAGUGCUUGGAAGAUAUUCAACAAUUUGCAAAACAAGGAUGUGAUGGCAUGGACUAGCAUGAUCAUUGGCUUUGCUAUGCAUGGAAAUGGUUUGGAAGCACUUCGUACUUUCAAGAUGAUGCAAGAGGAUUCUACUAUUAUUCCAGACAAGAUCACUUACAUAGGGGUUUUGUGUGCAUGUAGUCAUGCUGGGAUGAUUGACGAGGGUAGCAGACACUUUAAUGCGAUGAGAAAUAUCUAUGGCAUAAUUCCGACUGUCGAGCACUAUGGUUGCAUGGUUGAUCUUUUCAGUAGAGCAGGCCUCUUCAAAGAGGCUGUAAGCCUCAUGGAGGAAAUGCCGGUUCAACCUAAUGUUGCCAUGUGGGGUGCUCUUUUAAAUGGUUGUGAGAUUCAUGAAAAUGUGAGUCUCACUGACCAAGUUAGGAGGGGUAUGAUGGAGUUUGAACCUCAUGGUGGUGGGGUUUAUGUGCUUCUCUCUAAUAUUUAUGCCCGAGUUGGAAGAUGGCAAGAAGUAAUGCUGGCUAGAGAAUUGAUGAAGUAUAGGAAGAUUGCAAAAAUUCCUGGGAAUAGUUCAGUUGAGAUGAAGUCGUUAACUUAAUUAUGAAAUAAAUUUUUUUGAGACUGUCUAAAAAUGUCAGAAUAUGUAGAUAUAUAAAUUUGUUCAAUGAACUCGCAGCUGUACUUUGGAAGAAAACAAA